ACAAACAAUAACCUUGAACUUGCGUUCCUUCUUUUUCCUCUUCCUCGAAAGUGACUAGUUUAACGAAACUGAAGAGGACGAUGAAAAGGAUAACUACAAGAACUCCAUUCCCAGGUAAUCUUCCUUCUUUCAUUUUUGCCAUUCUGCAGAAUCCAAGUAGGGCAUUUCAUUCCGACGCUGUUAAUGCUAAUCCUACUUGUACGCAUACAAUUAAACAAACCCUUUUGGUGUCGGAGAGUAUGAUUCAGACUCGAUGCAAAUCUGGAAAAAUUAGGAAAGAUGAAGCCUUGGGUUACUUUUAUUCCAUGAUUCAAACCAAACCCUUGCCCUCUAUUUGGACUUUGAAUUGUUUGUUGGGGGCACUCUCCAAGAUGAAGGAAUAUUCCGCUGUGGUUUCUAUGUGUAAACAGUUGAUGGGUUGCGCUCAAUUCCGACCUGAUGUCAGUACAAUGAAUAUUUUUCUGAAUUGCUUGUGCCGGCUGAACUGGAUGAACGCUUGUUUCUCUGUUUUAGCAAUUACCCUUAAAUACGGUCUUCAACCCAAUGCUCAUUCUAUAAAUACUUUUCUUCAUGGGCUUUGCAAGAAUUGUUCCCUGGCGGAGGCAAUGGAGUUCUUCGAAGAAAUAGAAACGAAAGGAUACGCAUGCAAUGAAAUAACUUAUGCUACUAUGAUCAAUGGACUAUGCAAAGCUGGGAAAACUUCUAAGGCUCUCGAGAUACUUACGAAGAUGUGGGAAGAUGGAAGGUUCAAGCCCAACCAAGAAUGCUACAAUCCAAUCAUCGAUAGCCUCUGUAAAGAAAGACAAAUAGAUGAGGCAUUGACCCUAUUUCGAGAUAUGAUCAGCAAAAGUGUUGUACCGAAUAUUUUCAAUUAUACCACAUUGAUUCAUGGGUUAUGCAACAUGAGUCGCUGGGAAGAAGUGCUCCCUCUUUUUGAAGGAAUGGAAGAUCAUGGAGUCAGGCCAGAUGUUGUCACCUACAACACUCUAAUUUAUGCAUUGUGCCAAUCGGGGAGGUUGGAAAAGGCCAAGAGCUUCUUGAUUUGCAUGCUUAACGGCGGAAUUUCACCAGAUGUAUACACAUAUAGUGUUCUAAUGAACUCGUUGUGCAAGGAUGACAGAAUUCAAGAAGCACUUUCUCUGUUGGAAAAUAUGACAACGAAAGGCAUAAAGCCUGAUGUUGUCACUUUUAAAUCCUUGAUUUCUGCUUCAUGCAAGUGUGGUAACUGGGAAGAAUGUGUGAGGUUAUUCAAAACCAUGAUUGGUUAUGGAGCCUUGCCUGAUAUUGUUACAUACAAUUCUGUACUGGAUGGUUUAUGCAAGGAAGGGAAGACAACAGAGGCACUGAAUCUUGUCGACGAAAUGUUCCGUAGAGGGGAAAAGCCUGAUGUUGUGACUUACAGCACUUUAAUUAAAGGAUUGUGUCGUACCAGGCAAUGGAAAGAAGCCACAAGGUUAUUUGACGAAAUGGUAUGCCAUGGAAUCUUACCUGAUUUCGUAACUUUGAAGAUACUUUCGGGUGCUCUCUGCCAUGAAGUGUUGACCGAUGAGGUUCGCGAAGAAUUUAAGGCGAGAAUAGAUGGAACUUCGAAGCUUGGUAAGAAAAGGUCCAAGAAGGAUUGAUGCCUCAAAUCCUGGUCUGGAAACGGGAACAACUUUAAGAGGUUCUUUGUCCUGAUGCUUCAAAUCCUGGUCUGGAAAAGGUCCAAGAAAAACAUGUUACAUGGUUUGAAAUUUAUAUUAAUGAUAGAUUUCCAUUCACUGGGUA
Malus domestica (apple) is the source of this 1767-nucleotide messenger RNA. Its product is annotated as pentatricopeptide repeat-containing protein At1g12775, mitochondrial-like. The record is from RefSeq and is a predicted model, not a curated record. NCBI's taxonomy places the organism in Eukaryota, Viridiplantae, Streptophyta, Magnoliopsida, Rosales, Rosaceae. Gene Ontology annotation, molecular function: protein binding.